CUUUACAAAAAUGAAGUACACAUCGAUAAAGCGAUAUCGAUAUACGAUAGACGAUAGCUUGCCUAAAUGUUCGAAAGAUGGCUGUUUCUGCUUCGUGGACGUGGACAUGUAAAAGCGUUCGCAUAGUUUGCUUGAUUCUUCUCAUUAUCACCAUUCAAGUCCAUUGUGAAACUGUACAAGAUGAACUCCUUUUCGCGCCUGGAGGACAACUAAAUAUGAAAAUGGGACAAGCAAAACCGCAAAGGUUCCUAUUGUACGAUGUGAAUCCAGGAGAAGGCUUCAAUCUGAGAAGAGAUGUGUACAUGAGAAUAGCAAACCUGGUCAAGAGGCUUCUAGAGAAAGACAACUGGGUUCUUGUUCUUCCACCCUGGGGCAGGCUCUACCAUUGGAAGUCAAGGAAUAUGCAGCAAAUCAGAAUACCGUGGUCUACCUUCUUUGAUGUGGAGAGUUUGAAUCACCAUGUUCCGGUCAUUGAGUUUGAAGAUUAUAUAAAGAUUAAUGGGGGAGCAGCUAUUGAUGAGCAUGUGUACCUUCAGAGUUACAAGGAAGGUUGGACCGAUGGUAAAUGGGAAGAGAGGAUGCAUGAAAGAGAGUGCAACGAUCAACCCACUUACCAAAAGAAUGGCGAAGGGAAAUACAGGGGCUGGUACUGGGGGUACUCAGAAGCCUAUGCAAGAAACUUCAGGUGUCUUUCAAUUCAGGGUGUUGCUGGCACCCUCGUCCCCUACCUCACAAAGAAUAUUACUGCUAGAUCAGUUAUGAUCGACAGAGCAGAAACUGCCCUGCAUGACACAUUUGGGAGGUCUCGAUAUUGGGAAGCAAGGCGAAGCUUGCGGUUUGCCAAGCAUCUUAGAGACAUCGGUGAUGAGUUCCGUAAAACAUACUUGGAUUCUACUGAUGCUAAAGAUAAAACACCCGUUUUAGAAGACUGGAGAGAAAUGAAGCCAACUCCAGGAAGUGCUGUAGGUGGGCCAUAUAUCGCCGUUCAUCUUCGGAGGCAAGAUUAUGCAAGGAGUAACAGGAAAGAGGUAGCAUCCUUACCUAAAGCAGCUACACAUAUUAAGGAGAAGUUGAAGGAACUGAAACUAAAGAAAGUCUUUAUAGCAACAGAUGCACCUGUUAGCGAAAUUGACCAGUUAAAAGUUCAUCUGAAGGGGUUUGAAGUAUAUAACUAUAUACCUCCCAGGACUGUUCAUGAUAAAUUCAUGGAUGGUGGUGUCGCUAUUAUAGACCAAUGGAUCUGUGCCCAUGCAAGAUAUUUCAUAGGCACUGGUCAAUCUACUUUUUCAUUCCGUAUCUACGAAGAGCGGCAGCUACUUGGGUUUGACACCAAGAUGACGUAUAAUAGAUUCUGUGGUGAUGGGGAACCAAAAGACUGCGAACCCCCAUCGGUAUGGCCAGUCGUCUACUAAUCCAUCCACAAUGGACAUUAUUUAUUUGGCUGAAGAAACUUUCACCCUUAGAUUGGCAAUAAUAAUAUUUGUAUUUAAUGCUUAUUUAAUGUAAUGAGAUGAAGGAUGUUUGAAAGUAACCCUUGCCAGGUUCAUAGAAAAUUAGUAAUUUUGGACCUUUUAUUAUACUGCCAAACUGAGCCUGUGCUUGGGUUGACACCAAGAUAAUAGAUUCCGUGGUGAGGCCUUAAAAAAAUGUUUGUUUUCCAUAACAGAGGGGAAAAAAUAAGGGUUCGUCAUUUUUGUCUUGCCUGCAUGGCAGAGCAAGACUAUUGGUGCUGCUUUUCCGUUGGUGGUGGCAGCGUCAUCAACAGUGAAAUCUUAAUAAAGAUUAAGUUUGUUAAAUAUGAGCAUAACUUACAAAGCAUAUGGACCUAUUGUUUUGGAAAUCAACAUUGAAACCUUAACCAAUUUAAGUUUUAGAAAUGUCAUAACUUAAAAAGUAUAUACCUAUGUCAUGAAACUUGGACAUCUGGGUAAACAAGUAUCUCUGAUCAUAUUGCAUGACUUUCUGGUCACAUGAUCUAGGUCAAAGAUUGUUUAGGGUCAAUGAACUUUGACAAUGUUGUGGUAUUGAAAACUUAACUAAGGUUAAGAUUUUGAAUUAUUAAGUUAAUUUUGCAAGUAUAAAACCUUCAAAUAAAAGUACGGGCAAAUGUAUGAAUGUUCAAAUGAACACAAACACAUACAUUAACAAAAGAUCCAAGACACAUUGUAAGAGGACCUUGCCAGUUGAUAGAAAACAUUCCUUUAUGAUUUUGAAAUUUUCAAUAUUUUUUAAAUUCUAUUAAGGAUAAUAAUUUCUGAUUUGAGUAUUCUGACGCAAUGGAUAUUCAUCAAAAUGUUGACACAUUGUUUAAAAAAAAACUGCUGUUUUUACUUCAAAAUCUUGAGUAUUUUUAAUGGCUUAAGUGAAGUGUUAAAGCGACCUUUCAUUGACAAAUCAUGGGGAAAUCAAGGCUUAUCUUAGAACAGAGAAGGGAUUCAAGUCUUUCACUCAGCUGCAUGCCUGGGGGUGUUAUGUAAUAGACGCCGGCAUGUCUGGGAGCUGUAGGAGAGCAAUAGCUAGUAGACUAACCAACCAGAAGUAAACUGCGUGUUUUCACUUUGAAACAUGUUUCUACUCAGUGGUUAUUUAUUUUGGUUUAGCAAUCAAGAGACCUGCUAUGAGUCUAGGAAAUGGGAUUUUUGGAAACUGGUACUGCGAUGAUCCAAAGUAAAUAACCAUCACGAGUUCGGUCAAAUUCAUGCUGUCCGAACUUUUAUCGCAUUAGUCCGACGGGCGCUCAUGACGGACGGAUUAUAUUAUGCAAGUCAAUUGGCCUUUUGCAAAUUUCGUAUUGAUUCAAUUUCCCCAUGAUUUGUCAGUGGCUGGGCCCUUUAAACCAAAAUUUAUUAUGAAAUUAUAGAUAUUUGAGAAAUGGGUGUGCCUUAUGUGUGCUAUUAUCACAUCUCAGUAUUGUCUUCCAAGUGGAGGGAUAGUUCUAUCAAACUCCAUGGUUCUAUUGUAAGAUAUUGAAUAACAUUACAUAGGUCUUAUUGAAAUCCUUAUUUUUUUAUGUCUGUUGUCUAUAAUGUUGUCUGUAAUGAAUGAAAAACACCCAGGAAGAAAAAAAAUUAUAUUUGUGCCAGCACUUUCAAGAUAUCUUGGAUUGACAAAUCAUUUGACUAAUCUCCCGGGAAGAUUAAUUUUAACACAUGUAGAAUAUUGAAGAAAAUUGGGAAGGUGUUAUAACCAAUGCCUUUAAAAUGAAGAUAAUGAGAGGAACAUACCUUUGAUAUGUGAAUAAACAAAUAGAUAUUUUCAAAGUUUCAAUCAAUCUUGCACAAAUGUGAGAUACAUGUAUGUCUGAAGUCAUUCAUUGUGCACUGCAGGAGAAAGGGGGAAUCCCUAGAUUUUUAGUGAAAAAAUAUUUUCUUUUCACCUGUAACCUAUCAAUAAAUUUCAAAAAUAUAUUUAUAAAACUAUGGAAAAGGAAACCCUAAUGCUGUAUAAAAUGAUGAAAAAAAUGUGGAAUAACUUGAUUAGCUUGCAAGUUAUGUCCAAAGAUUUAUUAGAUUACAAUAUUAUUUCAUACAUUCUUUAAUAGUUUCAUCAUCAUUCUAUUGUACUUUAAUUACUUUUUCCUAUAUUUUCUUCUACUUUUACAUAAACCAAAUCUAAGUCAGGAGGAUGUUUCCCUGAAUAAUGUGUUUGUGUUACUAUAUGUGUGUCUAUAUUGUGAUCCGUGUUAGCAUAUUGGUUUUAUCAGGGAAUCAAUAAUAUAUUUAUUAUUAAUAAAUGUCACUUUAUGCUCAUGUAUUUCCCCAUGAUUGAAGACAUUAUUAACUUAAUGACAAUAUUUGCUGCAUUUGUAUCUAUUUGAAUAGAUGUACUUUCUGUCAUUCACAUUUGCUGUUAGUCUAAUCAGUUGGUCUAUUUCUAAGAUAAUCUUAUACCACAUUGGCUGAACCCAUUUGGUAUACUAUCAAUUUGGUAUAAAUGCUGAGAAGUUUUACUUCACCUGGUUUAAAAUAGCCAUUUAGUCUGGUAAUUCUCAGUUGGUCUAAUUUCCAAUUUGUAUUAACAUCGUCAAAUCAAAUUUUAGCGUAAUAGCAGUUCAUCUAACCAUAUAGAUGAAGUGGUGCUACGCCAAGUGGAUGUGAUAUGAAAUGGGUGUUACUGGAAAUUAGGCAAUUGUUAUUGAGCUAAAUGACGAUUAGUUGAUGAGUUGAUAAGAUUAGACCAUGUGAGAUGAGACCAAAUGGAGAGUGGACAAAUCUGAUGUAAACCAAUCAGCAUUUGCCGAAAUUUAUGCAAGUUGAAUAAUAUUGUAAUUCUCGUACUAUGGGAUAUGCAAAAACAUAGAUAUGUUAUUUAUUACUCACUGUCAGAGUUAUUUCAUGAUUAAUGUAGAAAUUAGAAGGAAUAUUAAACCUGGACAGAAUCUAUUAGCAGUGCUUUAAUAUUGUUUAGAAAUCUUUUUUGUUUCAAGAGACUGUUUACGUUGUGAUGUGAAUUAAUUUAUAUUGAUUAUUAAUUUCAAUUUUUUUCUUAUUGUCACUGUUGCUAAUAUUCCUGAAAAUAAACAAAGAAUGCAUGAAUUAA
Molecule: messenger RNA, 4539 nt
Organism: Lytechinus pictus (painted urchin)
Lineage: Eukaryota; Metazoa; Echinodermata; Echinoidea; Temnopleuroida; Toxopneustidae
Product: GDP-fucose protein O-fucosyltransferase 2-like
Exons: 8
Coding region: 78-1412 (444 amino acids)
Biological process (GO): protein O-linked glycosylation via fucose
Molecular function (GO): peptide-O-fucosyltransferase activity
Source: RefSeq, a predicted model, not a curated record